AUGGACACUUUACAAUCCGCAUCAGACGAUCGAGCAUUACUACAGAGCGAAUGGCAGUUUCAAGAUGCAUCACCCCAGGGAAUGAUGCUUAACACUCUAUCUAAUGAACUUUCUGACGGAGAUGUUUCGGAAAUAAUUUCAUAUUUACCUGAAAUAGAAGGGCUGGAAGUUUUAGAACUCGGUGCAGGAAUAGGUCGUUUCACAACACACCUGGCACAGAAAGCGAGACACGUAACUGCGGUUGACUUUGUUGAUAAAUUCAUAAAGAAAAACCAGAAGUCCAACAGCUGCCUUGACAACAUAGAUUAUGUUGUCGAUGACGUCAUGAACCUUAAGAUGUCCCCAAAUAGUGCUGACUUAAUUUUCACCAACUGGUUUUUUAUGUACCUUGACAAUGAAUCCACUCGAUGUCUACUGGCAAAGUUGUUGUAUUGGCUUUCACUCAAUGGGCACGUGUUCCUAAGAGAGUCCUGUGUACAUGGAUCAGGUAACAUCUCCCUCAGGAAAGCCACUACUUACUACCGUGAACCGAAUGAUUAUGAAGCGCUAUUUAACUCAGUCACUGUACCUACGGAGGACAAACAGGCAGUCUAUGGUUUCAACGUUAUUGCUUCAAGGCCUGUGGAAAUAUAUCGUAAGGUGAUGAAUAAUUCCAAUCAGAUCACAUGGCUCCUACAGAAAGUAAGGCGAGACGCCAGCAGCACUUUGGAGCACUAA
Molecule: messenger RNA, 717 nt
Organism: Ylistrum balloti
Lineage: Eukaryota; Metazoa; Mollusca; Bivalvia; Pectinida; Pectinidae
Exons: 5
Coding region: 1-717 (238 amino acids)
Source: RefSeq, a predicted model, not a curated record